Molecule: messenger RNA, 378 nt
Organism: Hevea brasiliensis (rubber tree)
Lineage: Eukaryota; Viridiplantae; Streptophyta; Magnoliopsida; Malpighiales; Euphorbiaceae
Exons: 1
Coding region: 1-378 (125 amino acids)
Source: RefSeq, a predicted model, not a curated record
AUGAGAUUUGGGAAGAAGGAGAUGUUGGAACCCCGAUAUAUAGGCCCUUUUGAGAUCACGGACAGGGAGGGAGCAGUUGCUUACCAGCUGGAAUUACCACCAAACCUUUCUUAUGUUCACCCAGUAUUCCACAUUUCAAUACUUAGGGAGUAUGCUUCCGAUUCUUCUCAUGUGCUGCAACCAGACAUAGUAGAGUUAAAUGAGAAUUUGACCUUUGUGGAGCAACUAGUAGCCAUAGUAGACUAUCAAAUAAGACAGCUUCGAUCAAGGCAGAUCCCUACUGUUAAAGUCCUGUGGAGGAGUCAAUCUGUGGAGGAAUUUACUUGGGAGUCAAAGCAGAAUAUGCGCAACAAGUAUCCAUAUUUAUUUGAUAUAUGA